ACCACCACCUCCCUUUCAUAGGUUGCAGCUGCCCUCCUGGAGGUGUCCUACAGGUGAAAAGCCCAGCAUCCUGGUCAGGAUUUAAGUUUACCUCAAAAACAGAAGAUAUUAACAUGGAGAGUUUCAAUUUUGAAGAUCUCUGGAAAGGUGAAGAUUUUAGUAAUUACAGUUACAGCUCUGACCUGCCCCCUUCUCUAUCAGAUGUCGCCCCAUGUCGACCAGAAUCCCUGGAAAUCAACAAGUAUUUUGUGGUCAUUAUCUAUGCCCUGGUAUUCCUGCUGAGCUUGCUGGGAAACUCCCUCGUGAUGCUGGUCAUCUUACACAGCAGGGUCGGCCGCUCCAUCACUGAUGUCUACCUACUGAACCUGGCCAUGGCCGACCUACUCUUUGCCCUGACCUUGCCCAUCUGGGCCGCCUCCAAGGUGAAUGGCUGGAUUUUUGGCACACUCCUGUGCAAGGUGGUCUCACUCCUGAAGGAAGUCAACUUCUAUAGUGGCAUCCUGCUACUGGCUUGCAUCAGUGUGGACCGUUACCUGGCCAUUGUUCAUGCCACACGCACACUGACCCAGAAGCGCUACUUGGUCAAGUUCGUAUGUCUCAGCAUCUGGGGUCUGUCCUUGCUCCUGGCCCUGCCCGUCUUACUUUUCCGAAGGACUGUCUACCCGACCUAUAUUAGCCCAGUCUGCUAUGAGGACAUGGGCAACAAUACAGCAAAAUGGCGGAUGGUGUUGCGGGUCCUGCCCCAGACCUUUGGCUUCAUGGUGCCGCUGCUGAUCAUGCUGUUCUGCUAUGGAUUCACCCUGCGCACGCUGUUUAAGGCCCACAUGGGGCAGAAGCACCGGGCCAUGCGGGUCAUCUUUGCUGUCGUCCUCAUCUUCCUACUCUGCUGGCUGCCCUACCACCUGGUCCUGCUGGCAGACACCCUCAUGAGGACCCGGUUGAUCAACGAGACCUGUCAGCGCCGCAAUGACAUCGACCAGGCCCUGGAUGCCACCGAGAUUCUGGGCAUCCUUCACAGCUGCCUCAACCCCCUCAUCUACGCCUUCAUUGGCCAGAAGUUCCGCCAUGGACUCCUCAAGAUUCUAGCCACACAUGGCUUGAUCAGCAAGGACUCCCUGCCCAAAGACAGCAGGCCUUCCUUUGUUGGCUCUUCUUCAGGACACACUUCCACUACUCUCUGAGACGUCCUGCCUAAGUGCAGCCCCGUGGGGUUCCUCCCUUCUCUUCACAGUCACAUUCCAAGCCUCAUGUCCACUGGUUCUUCUUGGUCUCAGUGUCCGUGCAGCCCCCAUUGUGGUCACAGGAAGCAGAGGAGGCCACGUUCUUAUUAGUUUCUCUUGCAUGGUUUAGAAAGCCUGCCCUGGUGCCUCACCCCUUGCCAUAAUUACUACGUCACUUGCUGGAGCUCUGUCCAUCCCGCCCCUGAGCCCAUGGCACUCUGUGUUCUAAGAAGUGAAAAUCUACCCUCCAGUGAGACAGCUCUGCAUACUCAUUAGGAUGGCUAGUAUCAGAAGAAACAAAAUCAGCCUGGCCAACACAGUGAAACCCUGUCUCUACUAAAAAUACAAAAA
This is a messenger RNA of Mandrillus leucophaeus (drill), 1571 nucleotides long. RefSeq names its product chemokine (C-X-C motif) receptor 2 (gene CXCR2). The transcript has 3 exons. Gene Ontology annotation, molecular function: C-X-C chemokine receptor activity; interleukin-8 binding. Gene Ontology annotation, cellular component: membrane. Bases 114 to 1181 code for a protein of 355 amino acids. The record is from RefSeq and is a predicted model, not a curated record. NCBI's taxonomy places the organism in Eukaryota, Metazoa, Chordata, Mammalia, Primates, Cercopithecidae. Gene Ontology annotation, biological process: immune response; neutrophil chemotaxis; G protein-coupled receptor signaling pathway.